AGGUUAUAUGUUAGGUUAUAUAUAAUUUAUGCUUAAUUGAAAACUAGUUUCAACCUGUGGCUGCUGUAUAAAGCAGGAUCAUGUAGCUGUACAUAUUGUGAAAUGGACUUUGUGGGAAAUUAUAUUUCCAGUCCCCUUUUUCCUGCAAUAUACUUCUUAUUUCUACUGGCAUUUUGUAUUUCUUAAAAUGUCAAAUAGUUUUAUUUUGAAGGCCAUAGCCGGAAGUAAUGUAUCCUGUCAAGUCUAGCUUGAUAGACUACCUGUAAAUGCUAAUACAGGCUAUGGAAACAUUGUUUGGUUAUAUUUUAUUUUGGAAGAACUUCGCCGGAAACGAACAGGUAUUUUUUUCCCGUCAUUUUGACAGUAACAGGUUAACAAAGGGAGGAACCUUGUUAACUGGAGUUUCGCCUGCAACUCGAGAUGUCGUGCACAACUCAGCGCAUUUUACGCACGGUGACUGACCACAACAAGCCAGCGGGCACGUUACGUAAGCGCGCAGCCACAGCAGGCAUUUAAACAGUGAGGCUGUGAAGCUCCAGCUGGAAACUUUUCCUCUGCCGUCUAUACCCAGACUCUGCACAGCUUUAGCACCCAGACAUGUCCUCUUAUAACAACAGCGUGUGUUUUAACGAGGCCAGGAGAGUGGCUAUUUUCGGAGGAACGCACGGGAACGAGAUGUCAGGCGUGACGCUCGUAAACCUGUGGGUGAAGAAUAGCGCCGAGAUACAGAGAAAAGGGGUCGAGACCAAACCUUUCAUCACCAACCCGAAGGCUGUGGAGAAGUGCACCAGAUAUGUGGACACGGAUCUGAACCGAGCCUUCAGCCCAGAAAACCUCAGUGCCCCGGGAGGAGAUGACCUGCCCUACGAGGUGCAGAGAGCCCAGGAGAUCAACAGGAUAUUUGGACCCAAAGGAAGCCCAGAGGCCUACGAUGUCAUCUUUGACCUCCACAACACGACGUCCAACAUGGGCUGCACUCUGAUUCUGGAGAGCUCCAAAGACCACUUCAAUCUGCAGAUGAUGAACUACAUCAAGAAAGCCAUCGCUCCAGCCAGUUGUCUUGUUCUGCUGAAUGAACAUCCUCUUUUGAAAUAUUCCACUUCGCGCUCCGUUGCCAAGCACCCUGUUGGUCUGGAAGUGGGUCCUCAGCCUCAAGGUGUUUUGAGGAGUAACAUCUUUGAAGCUAUGAGGGUAAUACUGAAACAUGCCUUGGACUUCAUCGAACUUUUUAAUGAAGGCAUGGAGUUCCCUCCCUGUACAGUGGAAGUUUUCCGGGUGUUAGAGAGGAUUGACUACCCCAGGGAUGCCAAUGGAAACAUCAUUGCCAUGGUGCACCCCAAUCUGCAGGACUGUGACUGGGAACCACUGAACCCCGGUGACCCUAUGUUCCAAACAUUUGAUGGAAAGACCAUCCGCUACCAGGGCUCAGGCACCGUCUAUCCCACUUUUAUUAAUGAGGCAGCCUAUUAUGAAAAACAACAGGCAUUUGUAACCACUAGGCGAGAAACCUUGGUAGCAAGUUCCAUCAGAAAAGCAUGAAAAGUUGGUUUGUAAGGUUAACAGCGAUCAUGAAUAUGUGUUAGCCACAGCAACAAUCUAUGUAAAGAUUUUGCACUUUGUUCUGUUAACAAAUGACAGACUUUCCUCACAUAAUGACUAGAUACCAUCUUUUACACACUGAUUUAGUUUUCUAUGCGUUUACUAUCAGAAAAUCCAUUAACUAUGCAAUUUGUGAAGGCUUUGCAAAGAGUCACUGUGAAAGUCUCUGAUCUGAAGACUGGUCUAUUGCUGUGGUAAGUAUUUAUGAUACUGCUGUAAUUUUUAAAAUAUAUUUACAUUAAAUCAACUAAGUUUUUAUAAUAUUAAAGGCCAGGCCUAAUCAUUGAUGGCUUACGAAUCAUUAUACAACACUCCUACUACUGCUCAGGACGGCCAUUGAGGAUCAUAACCUGCAACUUUUGACCCAAACCUGUAGUUUGUCUUCUUCUGAAAAUAUAUUUGUAACAUCUUUGGCAGGGUGUUUGUGGCCUUUUGAUUCUACCUACCUGUAACUCCAGUGGUUGCAUCUGUGGUGCUGUCCUAUAGUUGCCUUAAUAGAGAUUUCAGAGACAAUUGCACAACAAAUUUGGUGUGGAAUUUGUAGAUUAUGUGUUGGAUAACAAGAUAUUAUUUUGAUAAGAAAUGGUAUAUGUUCUGUCCCUCUAUACAAAUGGGAUGCAUUUUGAAACAAGUUUUAUAAUAAUAUAUUUGUGUCUAUUUUGAUAUACUUGUACUGUAUGUUUGGUUUUAAGUGACAUAUAGGACUUGUUGAGUCAUGCAAAGCAUAUGUACUUUCUAAUAUUUUUAUGUCUUUGUUGUCUCAAAGUGUAUCGCUGUGGUCUUAAAGUAAUUCAUUUUUCAUUCGGCAAUAUUUUUGGUAGCACCAUUUAUAUGAUUAGUAAAGUUUAUUGUCCUUGAGGUCCUGUGGAAAUUUUCCAUUCAAUAAAUGUAGUACUAUGCUAUACUCUGCUAUAGCCCUUCAUA
This is a messenger RNA of Siniperca chuatsi (mandarin fish), 2523 nucleotides long. RefSeq names its product aspartoacylase (gene aspa). Lineage: Eukaryota; Metazoa; Chordata; Actinopteri; Centrarchiformes; Sinipercidae. The coding region runs from base 598 to 1539 and encodes 313 amino acids. Gene Ontology annotation, molecular function: hydrolase activity, acting on carbon-nitrogen (but not peptide) bonds, in linear amides; hydrolase activity, acting on ester bonds. The transcript has 6 exons. The record is from RefSeq and is a predicted model, not a curated record.